Messenger RNA from Ogataea philodendri, 843 nucleotides. RefSeq lists its product as uncharacterized. Bases 1 to 843 code for a protein of 280 amino acids. The transcript has a single exon. The record is from RefSeq and is a predicted model, not a curated record. Gene Ontology annotation, molecular function: oxidoreductase activity. NCBI's taxonomy places the organism in Eukaryota, Fungi, Ascomycota, Pichiomycetes, Pichiales, Pichiaceae.
AUGCUCGCUAAGAUUGUGAAACUGAACAAUGGGCUUACGAUUCCAUUUAUGGGAUUGGGAACUUGGGAACUGACAAACGCCGCCGAGGUUGUCAAGGAAGCCUUGAAGGCUGGAUAUCGGUGUAUCGAUACUGCAGUUCUGUACGGCAACGAGCGGAGUUGCGCCGAGGGAAUCAAGCAAUGGAUUAGCGAGGACCCGGCCAACAACAGGAGACAGGAUGUUUACUACAUCACCAAGCUCUGGACCAACCAGAUGGGCUACGAAAAAGCUAAAAAGGCAAUUGCGGAGUGUCUCGACCGAAUCCAGGGACUUGAAUAUAUCGACUUGCUUCUUAUCCAUGCACCAACCCCAGGUAAGCAAAUGAGAUUGGAGACCUACAAGGCCAUUCAGGAGGCCGUUGAUGCUGGCGUUGUCAAGUCUAUUGGUGUCUCGAACUACGGUAUUGCCCAUGUUAAGGAGCUCUUAUCUUGGCCAGGCUUGAAGCAUAAGCCUGUUGCCAACGAGAUUGAGGUUUCUCCAUGGUGCAUGAGACAAGAAUUGUGUGACUACUGUCUUUCUCAAGACAUUCAGGUGAUUGCCUUUGCUCCAUUCUCUCAUGCUAAUCGUAUCAACGAUCCAGAUGCGGUAAGUAUUGCCGAGAAAAAAGGAGUUACUCCGGCCCAAGUUCUUAUCAGAUGGUCUGUCCAAAAGGGGUACAUUCCUAUCCCGAAGACCAAGACUUUGAGUAGGCUGCCUACCAAUCUGGACGUGCUGUCGUUCGAGUUGUCCAAGGAGGAAUUGGCCCAAUUGGACCACCCGGACGUUCACGAUCCCUCCGACUGGGAAGUUACCACCUGCCCAUGA